Messenger RNA from Laccaria bicolor S238N-H82, 459 nucleotides. RefSeq lists its product as uncharacterized. The transcript has a single exon. Bases 1 to 459 code for a protein of 152 amino acids. Lineage: Eukaryota; Fungi; Basidiomycota; Agaricomycetes; Agaricales; Hydnangiaceae. The record is from RefSeq and is a predicted model, not a curated record.
AUGGCGCCCACCAUCGCUCCAUCAACUCCAGCGCCUGCUUCGAAUGCACCCUCGCGGCCAAACUCACCCAUCGCAGCGAAACAGCAAUCAGUGGUGGCCACCGCCACUGCUGGAGUUGCACCUGCUGCCCCUUCAAGUCCCACAGCGCCCAACACCGAAGGAGUAGAACUCGCGCCAGUUGAGGUUGGCCCAGGUUCUCCACUUACCGCCAUUGGAUCUCGCCCCGCUUCCCCACUAAGUGGAGAUGAACGAACCACGUCUACUGGGCGCAAAAGGAAGGCUGAUGAAGAGGUCAACGCGGACAUCACCAGGAAGAAACCGGCCAGCAAUCGGAAGAAGGGCCCACCGAGUGCACCUCAGCGCAGACAACCUACGCGUGGUAAGGCUCCCGAUAGCGUCAAUCCGGCGACAGCAGGCCAGUCGAGCAAACCGGACACCAUCAUCGAGGAGGACUUAUAA